Messenger RNA from Aspergillus alliaceus, 1750 nucleotides. It is a transcript of the gene preB, whose product is annotated as alpha-factor pheromone receptor STE2. Gene Ontology annotation, cellular component: membrane; G protein-coupled receptor homodimeric complex. NCBI's taxonomy places the organism in Eukaryota, Fungi, Ascomycota, Eurotiomycetes, Eurotiales, Aspergillaceae. Gene Ontology annotation, biological process: G protein-coupled receptor signaling pathway. The transcript has 2 exons. The record is from RefSeq and is a predicted model, not a curated record. Gene Ontology annotation, molecular function: mating-type factor pheromone receptor activity; pheromone binding. Bases 440 to 1549 code for a protein of 369 amino acids.
AGUCUGGCCUCGGCUACAAUCUAGUCUGAUAUGUCGACAGCGUCAUGACUUACCCAUUGUCUAGGGCUAGUUUCACUAUAAAGCACAGUUGAUAUUGUACCUUCUGUUUCGGUUCAGCCGUACAUAUAUUGUUUGUCUCAGGCGUUGCUUAUGUACAGUGUAACAUCUGAUGCGCUCUAUCAGCAAGACGCUCAGCGCUGAGGAACAAUAUAGUUCCUGGUGAAUCAGGUCCCAUCUUUCCCAUCAUGUUCAAAUCCCUCUACAGGCUCUUUCUCGAUCUGACGUGUUGUUCAAGUUCAUACCGGGUUAUCAAUCUACUCAUCGAUCCCACUAUCCACAGCGUCCUACAAGAUUUCCUUUUUUGCCUGGCACUCUUCUGCCCAUCGUUGCUCACUCACUCUUCUUUCGUCCCUUCCAAGUUUCUCACGACGUGCCCAUCAUGAGCUCAGAUUUCGAUCCAUACACACAGAACCUCACCUUCCAUGAGGCCGACGGGACCCCGUUCUUCGUACCCGUGGUAGUUCUGGAUGACUUCUACCAGUACUGCAUCCAGAUCUGCAUCAACUAUGGGGCUCAGUUCGGUGCUUCUGUCAUUAUCUUCAUUGUCCUUCUACUUCUGACUAGACCCGAAAAGCGUGCUUCUUCGGUCUUCUUUCUUAACGGCGGUGCUUUGCUGCUCAAUAUGGCCAGGCUGCUGUGCAAUAUGAUCUACUUCACAACCGGUUUUGUGAAAGCGUAUCCGUUCUUCUCUGGCGAUCAUUCCAGGGUAUCCACUUCCGCAUACGCCAAUUCUAUCCUAGGCGUCGUGUUUACCAGUCUGCUCUUGAUCUGCAUUGAAGCAUCUCUUGUCCUCCAGGUUCAAGUUGUCUGCGCGAAUCUUCAGCGUCGGUAUCGGACUAUGGUUCUCUGCGUGUCGAUCCUGGUCGCUCUUAUCCCUAUCGGUUUCCGUUUGGUGUAUAUGGUUGGGAAUUGCAAGACAAUUGCGAAAGCCGACACUCCACAAUCACUCGUCUGGUUGGAAAGUGCCGCCAGUAUCGUAACCACCAUCAGUGUCUGCUUCUUCUGCGCCAUCUUCAUAACUAAACUUGGGGUCGCCAUCCACCAGCGAAGAAGACUUGGAGUGAGGGACUUCGGGCCGAUGAAAGUGAUAUUUGUUGUUGGGUGCCAGACCAUGAUCGUUCCCGCGAUGCUUUCAAUACUCCACCAUGCGAUCGUAGUCCCCGAACUUAAUUCAAACAUCCUGACCCUGGUCACGAUUUCCCUCCCACUUUCCUCCAUCUGGGCUGGCAUUACCCUGAGCAACUCAUCGUCCAGUGGAACUUCCCCCUCUCGCUGUGCCCUGUGGAGCCGUCUCGCAGUCUCGAACAGCAUGGGGAGCAAUCAAACAUCAUCCACGGACACGGCUAUCGCCAUGUCUUAUCCGAAUAAUAAGUCGAGCACAGUCUGCUAUGCGGAUCAGGGCUCUGCUCGGAGACAGCCUGACCUAGAGCAAGGUAAUGGGAUUUCGGUUGAGCACGGAGUUUCCGUUCAUAGUUAUCAGAGGCUUUGAUGAGUGGAUUCGUUUGGUGUGUGAAGGCCGGUUUCUGGGAUGCGCUGCACAUUCUUAAUUCGCUCUUUAAUAAUCUCUUUCGUGUUUUCAUUUUCCUGCGUUCGCUUCAGCGCUCUAUGGGGGUUUUAACAUAUCAAGAAUAUUGAGAUACAUGAACCGAUUAAUAGUAUAGGUGUAUAUUUCCACGGUAACAUACUAACU